This is a messenger RNA of Hypoxylon fragiforme, 1482 nucleotides long. RefSeq lists its product as uncharacterized. Lineage: Eukaryota; Fungi; Ascomycota; Sordariomycetes; Xylariales; Hypoxylaceae. The transcript has 2 exons. Bases 406 to 1482 code for a protein of 358 amino acids. The record is from RefSeq and is a predicted model, not a curated record.
CACUGCAUCUUAGUAUCUUUAGUCUUUUGACCUGGCCGCAACGUGGGAGAUAGAAAGACAGGAAACACACUUGAUGCAGCAUGUCAUUCCUACCGGAUAUAUUCCAUUCAUUACCAAAUAGCUUGCGAUAGCAGCCAAGGUCUUGACGUAUACUCCUCUACUGCGAGUCCGCAUCCGUCGCCAUGCCUUGGUCGGAGUGGGAUAACAAAACAAAAACUUGUAAUGUCUAUUACGUCGUCUCUUCAUCAACUGAUAUAUAAGAGCAUCUUCGUUCAUGUGACGGAAUUGUGUUGUCACGACCCAUUGAUAACGCCCCAUUAUUGGAAUCUAUAUCAUUUUCCUGUGCACCACACAAUCUCUAAACUCUUUUAUCACCUAUCAACAUUUUUAUAAUCAUCAUCCAAUAUGAACAAGACAAAGGACGCAAUCCGUGAUUUCAUAGGCAAGAGCGGCCAGCAUGACACCACGGUGCAUGAGUCGGUCUCGCCAGCCAUCAAGAAGGAGACCGUGAAGCAGACGGAGCACGAGGACGUCAACACGGCCAUCAACAAGGAGAUCCACCAGGAUCACUACCACCGCACAAUCCAACCUGUGCACGACAAGGAGGUCCUCCCAGAGCAGCACGAGCACCGCGUGGGCGCUGUCCAGCAUCGGGACCAUGAUCAUCGAGACCACGAAGCCACCAAGCGGGCCUUGGCAAAGGAGAAUGAGCAGUUCAAAGACGAGCGGGUGAUUGAGGGUAAAACCCACACACAAAGCCAUGGGGCUGCGGUUGAGGGCGAGCAUAUUCAUCACCACGUCCACGAAACCGUGCAACCCGUGAUUCACAAGGAGACCAUCCAGCCCAACGUCGUGCACACGACCGUCCCCAUCCACGAGACGCACCACAACCCCGCCCAGCACCACUCGACCUCCGCCCUGCCCGCCAUGAGCAUGCACGAGUUCGAGCAGCAGGGCAGCGCCAUAGGCGGCAGCAAAGAGCGCUUCGACGCCUUCGAAGGCGAGCCCAAGACCAUCCGCGGCAGCCUCCAGAACCUCGCUGACAACAAGAAUCAAGGGCUCAAGAACCCCCCCGAGGGCGUCUUCCACGGCGACUACGACCCGUUGGAUGGCGGGAGCGGGCAUCACCAGCACCAGUCGAGCGGUGGCGUGGGGGGCGCGCACACUCAUGGCAAUGGCAGCAAGUCCGGCAGCGGCGGCAUCAGCGACAAGAUCGUGGGCACGGCGUCGGGCGGCUCCGGCGCGAAUGCGCAGCGGGAGCAGCGGCUAGCGGGUCAGCAGACGCAGACGCAGACGCAGCAGUUUGGCAGCAGCAGCAGCGGCGGUGGGGGGCUGCGAGAUACUACGGCGUCGAACACCCGUCAUGAUGCUGGCUAUGGGGAGUCGACAGCGUCGAAGCAGAAGAGCAACCCGAGCUUGCUGGAUAAGCUGAACCCGAUGGUCGACUCGAAUGGUGAUGGGAAGUCGGGGUUUAUGAAAUGA